AUGCCUCAGAGAUUAACUUUAACGAACGAAAAUGCAGCUCCAAGUCGAGCCAAGGAAGACUAUUACGAACUUCUCGGAGUCCCAAAGAACGCCUCUCAGUCAGAAAUCAAGAAAGCAUAUUACGCACUAGCGAAGAAGUACCACCCUGACACGAACAAAGAUCCCGCCGCGAAAGAAAAGUUUGUAAAAAUCCAGGAAGCAUAUGAUGUGCUUGGCGAUGAUGAAAAACGUGCUCAAUAUGAUCAAUGGGGCUCUGAUGCUGGUGGUUUUCCUGGAGGUUUCGAAGGUUUCUCGGGUGGCGGUUUUCCCGACUUUGGAAAUUUUGGGGGAUUCGGAAACAACGAUUUUUUCAAUCAUGUGUUUGGUGGUUUCGCCAGAGGCCCGGGCCCGGGAUUUGGUGAACCACUAGUUCAAGGUUCCGACAUAGAGAUGCAAUUAAGCAUUCCUUUCAUGGAUGCUGUCACAGGAACGUCUCAAACUGUUUCGGUCGAGGCUAUUUCGACGUGUAAAGCAUGCAAAGGUCGAGGUACUAAAGGUGGAGUGAACCCGGAUAAAUGUAUUGCAUGCAAGGGUACAGGAGUUCGGCGCAUGUCUAUCGCCUCGGGCUUCCAUAUGCAAAGCACAUGUCCCGAAUGCGACGGCAAAGGUACCAGAAUACGCCCUGAAAAUCGUUGUCCCAGUUGUGGUGGUAGAGGACAAGUGAGGGAUCGUAGGCCGGUGUUGAUCGAAAUUCCAGCAGGCGUGGAUGACGGUAUGAACAUUCGAAUACCAAAACAAGGAGAUAUGCCAUUGGGUGUUGAGGGUAUACCGGGUGAUUUGAUUGUUAGGAUACAAGUCAUACCCCACAAAGUAUUUAAGCGACAAGGCUCCAAUAUUGUUGUUGAAGCACAAGUUCCAUUCCACACAGCUAUAUUAGGAGGCACCAUUAGAGUUCCUACAGUGGACGGUGAUGUAGAAUUGAAAGUUCCCUCAGGUUCGCAGCCUGAGCAACAAGUAUUAAUGAAAAAACGCGGGAUCAAAAAGAUAAACUCCCAGAAUCGAGGAGAUCAGAUUGUCGUUUUCAAAGUGAAAUUACCGACGUGA
Messenger RNA from Acaulospora colombiana, 1083 nucleotides. NCBI's taxonomy places the organism in Eukaryota, Fungi, Glomeromycota, Glomeromycetes, Diversisporales, Acaulosporaceae. The record is from the annotation of a GenBank genome assembly.